ACAAAACCAGCUACCCGUGAAGAGAGAUAGUUUGAAAAGCAGCGAUGGAGAGCGGGAGAAAUCAGCGGGCACCUAGAUGCAUUAGAGAACUAACGGAUUCUGUUGGGAACGGAGGGGUGCUGAUUUCUUAACGGCUUUUCGGCAAAACAAAAAGAAAAAAAUAAGGUGAAAGUGGAGCUGGCUGUGCACCAACCCUUGGGAGUUGCGAGUGAGCCCACCAGGUUUUUAAGAUUUAAACCCCUUUGGCCUGCACUCUUGUUUUCGUUGCUCGCCCCCUCUUUUUCCACCUGUCGGAUUUCCUACACUUGAAAUGCCCCUCUAAAGAGGCAAAAAGUAUUUUCUAAGCCUUCUUUUUUACUACCCUAUAUUUUCUUGUCGCAAUUCCGAUACUGUUACUCAGCGAACGUGCUUCAGGUACAGAGCAUAACCAAAUGAGAUUUUCAGACUCUGAACCUACAACGCCAGCCAGGUGGCCAAAUGGCGCCUCAGAAGGGGACCAGGCUUUCGCUGACCCUAUGCUGUUCGAGCAAACUUCUGCAGCAGGCGCCUUUUCGCACACAGCUCAAGCCAGUGGCAGUACGAGUCUUUCAACUCCCCUGCUAGCACCAUACUCCGAGCAAACAACCACAGCGGCGCUUUUGUCUGGUGGCUCCAGCACCUCUCCUUUCCUCCACACCCUGCCUCACCAGCAGCCGUCCCUCAACUGCAUCUCACCAGCCGACCUCCUUCUGUCUAUCAGUGCAGCCACAUCUGCCCCAGGCUCCACCAACCCGCAAGUGUACAGCGUGCCUUCAAUCUCAGUAUCCACUUCUGACGAACUCCAGGCGAGUGCUGGAGACUUGGUGCCCUACACGAGCGCUGGGAUACAAGCCCCACACGGCUCCGAGGCCAUGGUGCCUUUGAACAUGUUCAGCAACCUCCUGUACUUGAACGAGUUGCCGGGUAGCCAGGACGCUAGCUCGCAGGCUAUUGCAAACGACCUGUUUGCAAACAACGGCGUCCUGACCGCCAUGUCUUGGGAGCAGCCAAGCCCGGUGCAACCAGCCACUGCCAGUCCCCACGAGCUCAGCGUGACAGGCGACGAAUCCAAUUUCGCCGAGCUGAACAUUCAGACAGACGUUGCAGACUCACAAUUAUCCGACCAAUUUGGCUGGCUGCAGCGUGGCACUAUCCCUCUUUUGACGCCGCAGGUUGGUCAAGCUACAGGACACCUCUACCCUCGCAUCAAUAUACCACAUAGCCCUCGCAGCCUGCCGUCGCUCUCGCCUGCGCUGACUGACACCCACAUAUCGCCCUCGCCAGGCCUCCUUUCGCCCAUGGCCGCUAGCACAGCGGCCGCUCAUUAUCACCUACCGAGAGAAAAUGCCGGACACACAGCUGUGCCUGUUGCAGACACCAUACGUGCGGACAAUCGCAUUCUCUUGAGCCGCGCUGCAGGCAUUCUCCAGGCCGUGCGGCCAACUCAGAGCGGCCAGCUAGAAACACAGACGCUGGAUCCCCAGGCCCUGACUGCCGGCUCCCUUUCUGUGGCCUGGAACGCAGAUCUGAGCGUACCAAGCUCGCCGCUCUUUGGUGGCACGCCUGCGACUCAUGGGUCACCCCUUUUUGCGCUGGCCCCGGCAGCAACAACCAACGCCCAGAGCAUCCAACUGCUGGGGGCGGGAUUCAGCGACGCCCUAAUCGAUUCCCAAGCCAGCUUUGAGGAUAAUACAGGCAGGACUGUCACUGGCCAGCCUAUUCGACCCACUUUGCUUAGAGAGGAUGGCCGAAGGAACCUGGUAGCACGCGACGAGGGGGCUGACAACACCCCUUACAGCGACGGUCAGCAGAGCAGCUCUCGCCACAUGACGACGCCGAAACAGCGCAAGGCUUAUUACAAGUGGAUUAUCGCGAAUAUCCACCACCCGUAUCCAGAGGAUCACAUCAACAGCGAGCUGAAUAUCGACAACCAGAGAACGAGCCAAUUCAGGUACUGGUUUGCCAACACCCGUAGACGUCAGAUGAUGUUAAUUAGCGGCAACCGCUACAGCGGUGUCUGGGGUAUCAGACCUGCCUUUGAGCGUGCCUGUCGUCGGGUCGGUAUCAGGAUCCCAGAACACAUUAAGCGUGUGCCGAAUGACCUGUGAACAGCUGCGAUGGCGCUGCAUAUCCCUUACCUAUAUUCUUAGCUACCAUUAUCUCUUCUGUUCAUUCCCUCCUCUUCUCUCUGUGCAUUGCCUAUAAUUUUAUUAGCUUUCUCUCCUGUUCCUUUUGUCAACAGAAUAUUUGUUUGUUGCCGCA
Messenger RNA from Linderina pennispora, 2280 nucleotides. RefSeq lists its product as uncharacterized. The record is from RefSeq and is a predicted model, not a curated record. The transcript has a single exon. The coding region runs from base 432 to 2126 and encodes 564 amino acids. NCBI's taxonomy places the organism in Eukaryota, Fungi, Kickxellomycota, Kickxellomycetes, Kickxellales, Kickxellaceae.